GUCAGCAGCUCCGUGACGUAGUUCCGUCAGUCCGUGCGUCUGUCAGCUGCGGGACUCUCUCCUUAUUGCGUGUCAUUUUACUGUGGACUUCAGCUUCGUGUUGAAUUGUCUCUAGCCGCGGCACAUUUUAACCACAUAUUUCUCAUUUUUAAUCGUUGUUUAUGAAUUAAAACGCCCUCCGCCGGCUGUAGCGGGCAGCAGCUACAGGCGGAACCUUUUUUUCGGCCUCUUCACUGACGAUGCGGUAGUUUCCGGCCGGACGACAGGGCAGCAGCAGUAACCAUGGCGGAGGAGCUGCUGGAAACAGUGGAGAGACUUCAGUCCCGGCUCCUGGACAGUCAGGAGCCAAGAAAGCUACUGAAGACUCUCAGAAGACUCGGGGAGCUUCCCAUGACUGUGGACAUACUUGUGGAAACUGGAGUGGGGAAGACUGUGAAUUCUUUUAGGAAGCAUGAAUUAGCUGGCGAGGCAGCGAAGAGCCUCGUAGCGAAGUGGAAGAAACUGGUUCCUCAGUCUGCAGACAGACCCAGCAACAGCCAUGCCAAAGAGGCGCCGCGGUCACACACACACUCUCGAGGCUCGGAGGUGAGCGGAGGGGCCGGCAAACGCACUCGCGAGCUUUCUCCUGUGGAAGAGCCUUCCUACAUGGAGGUGGACGAGGAGAUGAUGGAGGAGAGGGGCUACCACACCAACUACUCCCCGUCGCCCCCACAGCACCGGCAGUACAGCCCCCAGCAGGAGAGGGGCUACCAGUCGGAGGAGUACGAGAGCCCCGAACCGGAACCGGAGCCGGAGCCGGAGCCAGAGCCGGAGCCCAGCCCCCCUCCUCGCAAACAGAUCCACCACGCCAAGACGCACAAAGAGCCCAACAAGAACCACCACCACAGCUCCCACGGGGACCGAAACAGGGACAGGGACGAGGAGCGGCGGCAACGCCACGCACAGACAAACAGUGAUCGAGGAGGAGGAGGAGAGGGAGGAGGAGGAGGGAAGAAGCGCAGUGCAGACAGAGAGCCACAGCAGAGUCCAGCGCACAAGGCCUCCAAGCACAGCCGGCAGUCGAGCACACAUGACGGAAAGAGGGAGAAGGAGGAGAAGAAGAAAACAGCAAGUGAUGGGCGACCACGGGUGGCCAAGGACAUGCCAAACGAGGAGGAGGAAGACGAGUUUGAGGCUCCCACCAUGUCCUUCGAGUCCUUUCUCACGUACGACGCCCCGACUUCUGUCAAGAAGAAGAAGAAGCCAUCGUCCUCAUCCUCACACAGCCGGCCGUCUCACCCCGCCUCCACCACCACGUCGUCGUCGUCGUCGCAUCGCACACGUACCCCUCCGCCUGCGGCCUCCUCUUCUUCCUCUUCCUCCAAAGCUAGCAAGUCCAAUGGAACCAAAAGCACCAAGAGGUCCGAGUCGGGGUCCUCGUCGGGGGCAGCUGCCCCGGCGCCGGAGAAACGCAGGAGGGUGGUUGAGGCCGUUCCGACUCUUACUGAUAUCCCUCUGCCGGCGAUUCAGCCCAAUUAUCGACCUCUGCCCUCCAUCGACUUCACACCACUGUCCCCUCAGAGACGGAAAGUUCCUGUGUCCAACGACGAAGAGGACGCAGGUUUCACGGGGAAGCGGUUCAACUCUAAGAUGGUGGUGUACUCGGGAUCCAAGACGGCCUACCUGCCCAAGAUGAUGACCCUGUACGAGCAGUGCAUCCGCGUGCUGCAGAACAACAUCGACUCCAUUGACGAGGUCGGGGGAGUCCCGUUCGAGAUCCUGGAGCCGGUUCUGGAGCGAUGCACUCCAGAGCAGCUGUACCGCAUCGAGCAGUGCAAUCAGUGCUUCACGGAGGAAUCCGACGAGCUGUGGAUGCGCCACUGCCAGCGCGACUUCAAGCGCGAGUCUCCUCAGGAGUACGAGUCGUGGCGGGAGAUGUACCUGAGGCUGCACGACGAGCGAGAGGAGCGCCUGCGCAUGCUCACCCAGAACAUCAGCUCUGCACACGCCAACAAGCCCAAAGGUCGGCAGGUCAAGAUGGCGUACGUGAACUCGGUGGCCAAGCCUCCUCGUGACGUGCGCCGUCGGCAGGAGAAGUUCGGCACCACUAGCGGCUCGACGGCCAGCUCCACCAUGGCUGCAGCUCCUAUCAAAAUAAGGCCGGUUGCUGCGCACAGCCUUGGCGAGCCCAGCUCCUCUUCCUCCUCUCACCACAGUCCUCCUCACAGCUCAGCCCGCCCCGCAGCACCCGGCGGAGGGGGGGGAGCAGGGGGACACAGCGCCCGGGACAAGCCACAGGUCAAAAGUAAAAAUCGCCCCCAUGAUGGCCAAAACUAUCAAAGCUUUCAAGAACAGAUUCUCCCGCCGAUAGUGUGAGAAGAAAUGGGACUGAAUGUAUUUUAUCACUUAAAACUUUCAACACCUUGGAAGAUCUGUGUUUUUCCUUUUUUUUUCUUUUUUCUUUUUUUAUUUAAGUACAGGAACUUGCACCCGGAGACUCUCGAACAGUAAACACACACACACACACACACACACACACACACACACACAGACCUUGGCAAAGUGAAACUGCUGACCUGGCCGGUGUAUCAUCGACAUUUUUGUCAUCCGGUGUUGAAGUUUUCAGGAGUGGAGAGAAACUAGCUGACACACACACACACACACACACACACACACACACACACACACACACACACACACACACACACCUGGAUAAUGUCGUCUAUCUGUGGAUUUUACAUUGUAUUUAUAUCAGUACGGUCAGUGGGUGUGACAGAUGUGUCAGUUUUGAGUUUUUCAGGAUGCCCUUCAUAUCAUAUGGUUUUUCACACUUUUUACACACACACACACACACACACACACACACACUGUUACUUGUUCCUCAUCCCCAUUCUCCACUAUUCUCUGUGAAACCGCUUUAAUUUCACAAGAAUAUUGAUUUGUUACUGUCCAGUGCAACCAAAUCAAACACUACAUGAGGAAGCCCUUUGCACAAAAUUAAGCAUUUUAUUUUAUUUUAUUUUAUGUCAUUUUAUUCAUUUUAUUUUAUUUUAAAUUGUAGCGCAUGUCAGCCGAGGCAUCAGGACAUGAACCGGUCUGGGUGAUGAACUCAACAUUUUUUUUUUUUUUUUUUUUAAACAAACGAUGGAUUGGACACACAGGCUUGUUUUUAUUCCCUCUGCAUUUUUUUAAAAGGAAAAAAAAAGUACAAUGGGACUGAAAAGCGAAUCGUAGGCUUGUUUUAUCCCUCCUGUGCCGCCGUCAGUCCUGCUCUCCUCCUGCUGAACGUGUGCGUCCCUACUUUUAUCUGCUUCACUGUGACAAACACCUGCAGUCCGGACUCAAGCGACUGUCUGCUGGACGAGCGAAGACAGAGAAAAAACCACAGAGAUGUUGAGAUGUAAUAAUAAUGAUAAUAAUAAUAAUAAUAAUAAUAAUAGGACCUCUGCAGCUUUGAUCUACAAUGCUGAUGAGAUGUAUUUAUUUUCAACCCUGGGGCGCCUGGCCCCCCAGAACUCGGGCCCUAAAGGAAGUAGAUUCAAAAUAGUAAUUUUAUUAGAUUUUAAUAAAUGUUAUAUGGUCAUUUUUAAUAAAAUCUGACUUUCUGCCCUGA
Messenger RNA from Myripristis murdjan (pinecone soldierfish), 3592 nucleotides. It is a transcript of the gene eloa, whose product is annotated as elongin A. The transcript is spliced from 12 exons. NCBI's taxonomy places the organism in Eukaryota, Metazoa, Chordata, Actinopteri, Holocentriformes, Holocentridae. Gene Ontology annotation, biological process: transcription elongation by RNA polymerase II. The record is from RefSeq and is a predicted model, not a curated record. Gene Ontology annotation, cellular component: elongin complex; nucleus. Gene Ontology annotation, molecular function: protein binding. Bases 283 to 2355 code for a protein of 690 amino acids.